Apus apus (common swift) is the source of this 3306-nucleotide messenger RNA. RefSeq names its product tweety family member 2 (gene TTYH2). Gene Ontology annotation, molecular function: volume-sensitive chloride channel activity; intracellularly calcium-gated chloride channel activity. Gene Ontology annotation, cellular component: plasma membrane. The coding region runs from base 62 to 1666 and encodes 534 amino acids. The record is from RefSeq and is a predicted model, not a curated record. NCBI's taxonomy places the organism in Eukaryota, Metazoa, Chordata, Aves, Apodiformes, Apodidae. The transcript has 14 exons.
GCCUGCCGGGCAUCGCCCCGCGGCGUGGCCGCUCGCCCCCCGCCAUCGCUCGCCCCCCGCCAUGCUGUCCGCCCGCGCCUCUUACCUUCCGCCCUGGUGGGCUGCCUGGCUGCACGGGCUGCCCCACCGCGGCCUCCGCCUCCAGCCCGUCCCCGCCGCUUUCCGACCGCGGGACCCCGACUACCAGCAGUCGCUGCUUUUCCUGGGCUUGGUGGCUGCUGUCUGCCUCGGCCUCAACCUCCUCUUCCUCACCGUCUACCUGAUCUGCUUGUGCUGCUGCAAGAGGCACCAGGAGCCCGAGAGGAAGCGACCCCACUCCUGCUGUGUCACCUGGAUGGCUGUCACUGCCGGGCUCAUCUGCUGUGUGGCCGUCGGCAUCGGCUUCUACGGGAACAGCGAGACCAAUGACGGGGUCUACCAGCUGCUCUAUGCCCUGGACCACGCCAACCACACCCUGACCGGCAUGGACUCGCUGGUGGCCGGCACCACGCUGCAGAUGCAGGUGGGCUUGGAGCAGCACCUGGUGCAGCUGAAUGAACUCCUGGCCAGGCGGGGGGACUACCUGCAGACCCUCAAGUUCAUGCAGCAGCUGGCAGGCAACAUCGUCCUGCAGCUCUCGGGGCUGCCCAUCUGGCGAGGGGCCAGCGCCGACCUCACCGCGCUGGCCGGGCACGUCGCCUACGUCGAGUAUUACCGGUGGUUGGCUUAUCUCCUCUUCUUCAUCCUCAUCCUCACUGUCUGCCUCCUGGCGUGCCUGGGGCUGGCCAAGCGCUCCCGCUGCCUCCUCACCAUGAUGCUGUGCUGUGGGCUGCUCACCCUUAUCUUCAGCUGGGCCUCCGUGGCCCUGGACACGGCGGCGGCGGUGGGCACCAGCGACUUCUGCGUGGCCCCGGACAAGUUCAUCAUGAACCAGACAGACAGUGAGAUCAGCGCAGAGGUGGUUCACUAUUACCUGUAUUGUGACCAGAGCCUGAGCAACCCUUUCCAGCAGGUUCUCACCGUCUUCCAGCGCUCACUCACCACCAUGCAGAUCCAGACCCAGGGCCUGAUACAGUUUGCACUGCCCCACUUUCCAGCAGCUGAGAAAGACCUGCUGGGAGUCCAGCAGCUCCUCAACUCCUCAGAGACCAGCCUGCAUCAGCUCACGGCCAUGCUGGACUGCCGGGGGCUGCACAAGGACUACCUGGAUGCCCUCAUUGGCAUCUGCUACGACGGGGUGGAGGGUUUGCUCUACCUGGUCCUCUUCUCCCUGCUGGUGGCCGCCUCCUUCUCUGCCAUCAUCUGUGCCACACCACGUGCCUGGAAGCACUUGGCGGGCAGGGACCGUGACUACGACGACAUGGACGAGGAGGAUCCCUUCAACCCUCAGGCUCGGCGCAUCGCCGCCCACCACCCAGCCCGGGGGCAGCUCCGCAGCUUCUGCAGCUACAGCAGCAGCCUGGGCAGCCAGAGCAGCCUGCACCCCCCAGCCCAGACCAUCUCCAACGCCCCUGUCUCUGAGUACAUGAACCAAGCUGUGCUCUUUGGUGGAAACCCCCGCUACGAGAACGUCCCCCUGAUCGGCAGAGGGUCUCCUCCCCCCACGUACUCCCCGAGCAUGCGGGCCACCUACCUGUCGGUCACGGAUGAGCAGAUCAGGCACCAGGGCGCCGAGUUCCCCGCCUAAGGCGCCCGCCCCGAGCGGCUCGUGGGAGGAGAAAACACCGCCCGGUGUUUCCGACCUGGAAACCAAAGACACCUGGAAAAGAGGCGGUGGGAAGCCCAGAGGACGAGCCCCGGCGGUGGGGAGCCCCGUGUCCCUCCCCCAAUGAUCUGCGCACCCUCCUCUCCCCCUCGGUGGCUCCUGCUCAGCCUCAAGUCUUCCUGCCUUAGGGCGGCUCCGGGGCCGAAUUCCAGCCGGGCUGCGGGUGCACCGGGAAGACCGGAGAUGCUUCAUAACCCUCCCUCCCCCGUGUCGGCUUCUCCUCUCUCCACCCGCACCAGCUCGGGAUGUUUCACGCCGUGGAGAGGAGCCUUCUGCAGCUCCCCCCGGGACCACGGGCUGCCCCCCGCGACCAGCCCCUCGGGGGCCGUUCCGGGGCUGCGGCUCCCGUAGCAAUGCAGAACCAACCACUAGUGAUCCCAGACCCUUCCCGGCGCCUGCCGGUGGCUUUGUCACUCCCCAAGGGUGACACCUCUGCUCCUGAUGGGCAGACCCGGCUCCCCGUGCCCCCCUCGCUGCCCCCGGGCCGGAGGGGACUGUAGAAUUAGGGAUGUUUUUGACCUUCCUGGUUUUCCUUUGCUUUGCUCCUGGGUUUUACAAGUUCUGCGCCGGGCAGAGGCAGGGUUUGACUUGUUGCCUCUGUCCCAGCGUGGGUUUACUGCGGUGCGUGUUGGUAGCAGGUUUCUGGCUGGAUUUUAGGUUCUUUUUGGCAAUUUGGCUCCCUGGGGCAGCAGCGUGGGCUGGGGCAGGCUCCCCUCUGCCUGCAGGACAGCCCUGGGGUUGCCACAAACCCCCUGGGAGAGGGGUAGGGACUGCUGGGGUGUCCUUGGGGCAGAGAAGGGCACGGUCCUGCCCGGCACUGCAGGGGUUCCAAGGAGCCAGGGGCAACUGGCACGAGCAGAACCGGCUCCUUUGUGCCUCGGGGGCACACGGGCUGAAGCCCCUUCCCCACAGCAGCUCCUCUCUGGCCACGGGCAGGGAGAACCCCUGCUCUGUCCUGCCACCCCAGGAUGGACCCAGCCUCCCAGCCCAGGGGGUUUUCCUGCUCUCUCUCCCUCCUAGUCCCUCUCUCCCCACCCACCCUGCUCAGCACCGCAGCAGGGGCUCAGCCAGGGCUGGGUUUGCCCCUCACAGCCGUGGCUGUGGCUCACGGGGCAAAGCCUUUCCCUCUCUGAUUGCAAUUAGCAGCUGCCUCCUGUGGUGUUGGGGGGUGGGUUUCCCCAUCCCUCCCUUCCUCCCUGCUUUGGCCAAAGCCACUGGCAGACCCGGGGGUGCCAGGCUGUCCCCGUGGCUCACAAGGGGGACUUGACUCGGUAGCAGUGACUCCCUCCCUGUCUUUUAAAGAGAACUUGGACAAACCCUUCGGGCCCCUAACGCCAUCAGCCCACCUGGCUAGCAUUCCUUACUGUUGGAAACGUCCGGGUGACUUUUUUAUAUUAUUGUUUGUUUGUUUGUUUUUUGGCUUUUAACCUUCCGAUGUAACGGUACUGGUAGAGGAGCUGGUUGGGAACGCAUGUGAACUAACCUCAUGAGAACUCCGCCUGGGAGUCCGGCCUCGUUUGUAUCUGCCCUUUGGAGAAAAGACAAUAAACACUUGUACUAAA